Messenger RNA from Striga hermonthica, 477 nucleotides. Lineage: Eukaryota; Viridiplantae; Streptophyta; Magnoliopsida; Lamiales; Orobanchaceae. The record is from the annotation of a GenBank genome assembly.
UGUGAUUGUGGGGCUGGAAAAGUUUUUUUUGAGCUGGACAUGGAAAUGAAACUCAUGCAAUUUCUCAUGGGUUUAAAUGAAGUUUUUGAGCCUGUCAAGAAUCAGAUAUUGUUACUUGAACCUCUCCCCACCAUUAACAAGGCCUACUCUAUGUUAUUGAAAGUGGAGAAGCAGAAAGGCCUAUAUGCUGGAAUGAAUCAAUUUGAAAACUCAGCUAUGCUAGUGAAGAGUAGUUUUGGGAGAGGAACAGGUAGAGGACAGAACUUUGGACGUGGUAAUGGAGGAAGGAAUUUUUCUGGACAACAAUUUAACAAUGGUGGUAGAGGAAGAAAUAUACCAAGGCUGUCUAAGGAAGAAAGGGCUAAACUUCUUUGCACUCAUUGUGGAUACAAUGGUCAUGACAUCCAAAGUUGCUUCAAACUCAAUGGCUACCCAGAUUGGUUUAAGGAACUAAGGGAGCAAAGGCAGAACCAAAAU